Messenger RNA from Plenodomus lingam JN3, 693 nucleotides. RefSeq lists its product as uncharacterized. Gene Ontology annotation, cellular component: RecQ family helicase-topoisomerase III complex; nuclear body. Gene Ontology annotation, biological process: double-strand break repair via homologous recombination; resolution of meiotic recombination intermediates. The record is from RefSeq and is a predicted model, not a curated record. NCBI's taxonomy places the organism in Eukaryota, Fungi, Ascomycota, Dothideomycetes, Pleosporales, Leptosphaeriaceae.
AUGACACCUAAUCUUGUUGCCGAACUAGCUCAACACCUCAACGCAAAACAUCUCUACCCAAAACCGGCGUGGCUACAAAGCUUCGUCUCCACUACCCGUCCAAAUACUCCACUGCCUGCAAUCAAGCAGACGGCCGUCUUUCGCCUGUUGGCCACGGAUAUCACAACUACAGUGGACCAGCCUGCAGCGUCUGUCUUUCCUCAGGAUAUACUCAAUGGCACAGUACAAUCUCGCAGUGUCGCAGGUCCCAUACUAUGCCAGAUCCUAGACAUCGAGGACAUUGGCCACUCACGCUGGUCACAAGUGGAGUCUAUCGAAGCGCAAGAGCGUGGUGAGAUGACCAAAGGACGAGAGAUUGUACGUGUCGUCGAGCAAGAAAACGAGGGCUCAUCAGAAGCUGCUACACCCAUCCAAAGCAAAGGGCCCUUCAAGUUGCUGCUCCAAGACGCAAAGGGUCUCAAGAUCUACGCCUUCGACCUGAGAGGCAUCGAUGGCCUGAACACAAGUAUGACCAUGGGCGCUAAGCUGAUCCUGAAGAAUGUCGACGUACGUAGAGGUGCCAUCAUGCUGGAGCCCGGAAACGUUCAGCUUCUGGGUGGGAAGUUGGACGCACUCGACAAGGCAUGGAAAGAGAGCAGGAAAGAAAGGCUGAUUGCUUCUGCCAAAGGGCCGUCCCUCGAUCCACAGCAGUGA